UAAAGCUUAGAAUGGCCCCCUAUAUGCACGUGUGUGACACAACCAAGGUAAGCCUGCGACUAAUUUGAUAGCAAGAACUGACGUUGACCACCACCACCAGCUGCAUAGCUUUGGAAACUCAAUCCGGAGAACUGUCAAGCCCAGUCACCGACUGGAUCCCUCACUCAUCUGCUACCAAUCUAGGAAGCCCGAUAGAAAUAAAACAACAUUUGCAUCCAAUCGAUUAAGACCCGCCAGGUAAUGCCCUUCAAACUAUUUCAUGGGGAAGGGGGUGGGUAGGUGGGAGAGAGAGAGAGAAAUAUUUGAUGCCACCGCAUCAGCGACUUCCUAACAGUCGGCUGAAACGGCUGAGGAGGAGAGAGGAAAACUUUUUGCCCUGCGGUUUGCAAAGGUCUACAUCACGCAGCUCCAGUCGAAGGCAACUUUUCAAACGGGAGGUCUCCCCCUUGUCUUCCCCGCAAGCGCGUCUCCGGCUCCCCCGUCGAAGGAUCCCCGUCAGCGACAUCUGCGAGUCCCGUCCUUGCCGCGACCCGGCUCUGGGUGCCCGGAGACGAGAGUUGCCCGAAGUUCUUCCUCGACAGCUCCGGCUGGCUUCCCACCCGGGCUCGGCGGCCGGCCUGGCCCGGCGCUCUUCCGCCCUCAGUCCCCUACCUCGAGUUUGCGUGUUUCUCGCUCUCUCUCUCUCUCUCUCUCUCUCUCUGCCUGCGAGAGGGGGAUUAAUUAAACGGGGCUGCAGCUGAAGGAGGCUGCCGUGACGAGCCCAGUGGCGAUUGGCCGCCCGCCUGCCUGGCCCUGCCUUUAUAAUUUCCACACGAGCGCAUCUGGGCUCUUAGACAAACCAACAGCCAGCUUUUUCUGACAUAUAUAUAUACAUACACACACACACACUGAGAGACACAGUGACAGAGAGAGAGAGACCCUGCACUUUCCCCACCGUCUGACUGAGAACCCCCGCACGCACACGCAGUGGCUACUGCAGGAAAAGCAUAAAUAAAGACAUGCCCAGAGGUGUUAUUAUUUUGACUAUUGGAAGCCUUGCGGUGUCUGGGUUCAAACUUUGAUCUUACAAAAAAAAAAAAAAAAACCGACAGCUCUCCAUGCUUCCAACUGCUCAGGCAACGACCCUUUGAAAUAAGCAGGCUUUUUUGUUUUGUUUUUAAAAGAGAUCUCCCAGAUCCAGCCAGCAGCCAGAGGAGACGGCAUCUGAGACAGAGCAGGACCGGCUCGGCGGCGGCAGCAGCAGCAGGAGCAGGAGCAGCAGCAGCAGCGGCCGCCCCGCGCCUUCCGUCAGGCUCUCUGGCCCCCGUUUCCCGGCGCGAGGCAGCCCGUUUCUCCUCUGAAGUUGGCUCCAGCCCUAGCAGCCGCAUUGGAUCCCACAGCCUACUGCGAGACUCCGGUCUACAACCCGGAUCUCUGCCCCAACAUGAUCGCGGCCCAGGCGAAGCUGGUGUACCACCUGAACAAGUACUACAACGAGAAGUGCCAGGCGCGCAAGGCGGCCAUCGCCAAGACCAUCCGGGAAGUGUGCAAAGUGGUCUCGGACGUGCUGAAGGAGGUGGAGGUGCAGGAGCCGCGCUUCAUCAGCUCCCUCAACGAGAUGGACAACCGCUUCGAGGGCCUGGAGGUCAUCUCGCCCACCGAGUUCGAGGUGGUGCUCUACCUCAACCAGAUGGGCGUCUUCAACUUCGUGGACGACGGCUCGCUGCCCGGCUGCGCGGUGCUCAAGCUGAGCGACGGGCGCAAGCGGAGCAUGUCGCUCUGGGUGGAGUUCAUCACGGCCUCGGGCUACCUGUCGGCGCGCAAGAUCCGCUCGCGCUUCCAGACGCUGGUGGCGCAGGCCGUGGACAAGUGCAGCUACAGGGACGUGGUGAAAAUGGUGGCCGACACCAGCGAGGUGAAGCUGCGCAUCCGGGACCGCUACGUGGUGCAGAUCACGCCGGCCUUCAAGUGCACGGGCAUCUGGCCCCGCAGCGCGGCCCACUGGCCCCUGCCCCACAUCCCCUGGCCGGGGCCCAACCGCGUGGCCGAGGUCAAGGCCGAGGGCUUCAACCUCCUCUCCAAGGAGUGCCACUCGCUGGCCGGCAAGCAGAGCUCGGCCGAGAGCGACGCCUGGGUGCUGCAGUUCGCCGGGCUUGGUGAACAGUUGGUGAUGCAUGCUGUCGCAAGUAGUUGUCGCCUCUCCGUCCUCAAAACGCUACGGGAUCGCCACCUGGAGCUGCCCGGGCAGCCGCUCAACAAUUACCACAUGAAGACGCUGGUCUCCUACGAGUGCGAGAAGCAUCCCCGGGAGUCGGACUGGGACGAGUCUUGCCUGGGCGACCGCCUCAACGGGAUUUUGCUGCAGCUCAUCUCCUGCCUCCAGUGCCGGCGGUGCCCGCACUACUUCUUGCCCAAUUUAGACCUCUUCCAGGGCAAGCCUCACUCCGCCCUCGAAAACGCAGCCAAGCAAACGUGGCGGCUGGCGAGGGAGAUACUCACCAACCCGAAAAGUUUGGAAAAACUUUAGAGGGCGAUAAAACUGGCGGCCUUAAACUAUUAAACAUCGCCUUUUUUUUUUUUUUGCGUGCGUUCGCGUUUUCGAGCAUUCUGAGUAAAAACAAAAGGAGAGAGAGAAAGAAAGCGAAAGGAUCUCCAUGCGAGAACACAAACCUGGUGGUGGUAUGCUAAAAAGGAGAGACCGUCCACACACACCUACCCACCCAAAGCCAACAGCAAGUAUUAUGAUUAUUGUUUGCAUCACAAUUUUCUUUAAAAAAUUUGAAAACGUGUAUGAUUAUCACCUGGGAAAAUGCAAUGUCGGCUGGCUGUAAUAACGCCUGAUUGUGACCACUGCCUACCAAUGGAUUAUAAAAAGGCCGGUAUUUUUUAUGUAAACCUCCAUGUGAGUAAAAGCUUAUUUGGAUAUACCCUUCAGAACCGCAACUACAAAAACACUUCCCUACCAUGUACAUUUUUAAUUUGUUUGGGAUAUUGUGAUCUCACAUUUGUCUUUUGAAAUUGUGGAUGUUAGUGUUUUGUGAUUUGGUGAACAGGAGUUAAAUUGCCAUUUUUGGAUACUUCAGGACUUUUUUUCCGCUUAAGAAGAUACCAUUUAAAAGGUAGAUUUUAUCAUGGUACUUUUUGUUAAUUGUCUUUUGAAGUGUCUGAAUUUAAAAGUUUACAUUUUUUGUUUCAAAUAUAUUGCUUGUUCUAUUUCUAACAUUCCAUAAAUAUACUUGAAAUGUUAUUUAAAUAUAUUCAGAAGAAAUGUGGAUUUUCCUUAUAUAAUUGUGAAUAUUGGAAUUAUAUAUUUGAAAAAAAUGCACUUGAAAUACACUGGAUAAUUACUUUUUUGUGACUUAGAUUUAAAUUUCUGUUGAUUUUAUUUAAUUACAAGUUAAUAAAGUAAAAUAAAUAUGGUUAAGCGUU
This is a messenger RNA of Sphaerodactylus townsendi, 3408 nucleotides long. It is a transcript of the gene MAB21L1, whose product is annotated as mab-21 like 1. NCBI's taxonomy places the organism in Eukaryota, Metazoa, Chordata, Lepidosauria, Squamata, Sphaerodactylidae. The record is from RefSeq and is a predicted model, not a curated record.